Molecule: messenger RNA, 1152 nt
Organism: Aspergillus sclerotioniger CBS 115572
Lineage: Eukaryota; Fungi; Ascomycota; Eurotiomycetes; Eurotiales; Aspergillaceae
Product: putative aryl-alcohol dehydrogenase
Exons: 3
Coding region: 13-1152 (379 amino acids)
Source: RefSeq, a predicted model, not a curated record
UCAGUAUACAUCAUGACCGAACCAACCCCCCCAACCGAGCUCGGUCGUCUCCGCAUCCUCUCAUCCACCGCAGGCAUUCGCGUCUCCCCUCUCCAACUAGGCGCCAUGUCCAUCGGUGACGCCUGGGCAGGUCUCAUGGGCUCCAUGAACAAGCCUUCCGCCUUCAAACUCCUCGACACCUUCUACGAGUCCGGUGGAAACAUCAUCGAUGCCGCCAGUAACUACCAGAACGAGCAGUCCGAGAAAUGGAUCGGGGAAUGGAUACAGGCCCGCCAGAACCGUGACUCCUUGGUCCUGGCCACCAAGUUCAGCAUGGACUAUCGCAGUCAUGAAGUGGGAAGGGGUCCCCAGGCAGCCAAUUUUGCGGGAAAUUCCCGCCGUAGCAUUCAUGUUGGGAUUCGGGAUUCAUUGAGGAAGUUGCAGACUGAUUAUGUUGACAUCUAUUACAUCCACUACUGGGACUACACCACCUCCAUCAAGGAGAUCAUGGACGCACUACAUAUCCUCGUCGAGCAGGGCAAGGUGCUAUACCUCGGAGCAUCGGACACCCCUGCUUGGGUGGUUGCAGCGGCCAAUACCUACGCCAUAGCCCACGGUAAAACCCCCUUCAGCAUCUACCAGGGACGGUGGAAUGUCUUGAACCGUGAUUUUGAACGCGACAUUAUCCCCAUGGCUCGUCAUUUUGGUAUGGCGCUUGCACCAUGGGACGUCCUCGGCGGAGGCAAAUUCCAAACCAAAGCUGAACUCGAACGCCGCGAAUCUACCGGAGAAACCCUGCGCAAUUUCGGUGGUCGACCUCCCUAUCAGCUCGAGGACGAGGUCAAGAUGAGCGAGGCGCUGGCAAAGGUUGCCUCGGAGCAUAAUAUCGAGUCGGUUACUGCUAUCGCCCUGGCGUAUGUCAUGUCCAAAGCGGGAAAUGUGUUUCCUGUUGUGGGUGGGAGGAGGAUCGAGCAUCUCAGGGAUAAUAUCCAGGCUUUGAGUAUUAAGCUGACGGAUGAGCAAAUUGGGUAUUUGGAGAGCGUGAAGCCUUUCAAUAUUGGGUUUCCGCAUAAUUUUGUUCCGCCGGAUCCCAAUGUCUCAGGGCAGUCGUUUUUGAUUGCGAGGACGAAUGCGAUUAAGUUUCCGAAUGCGAGGAAGUUGACUUCUUUGUGA